GAUAUACAAAGGCUUUCUUCUACAAACGUGACAAGCUUCUAGAAUACUACUCACAGGUCCUGCACCGGCGCACCCUGUGAGCCCGAUCAGUCUGCUUUUCAAUUUGCGAUUAUGACCGCCUCAUCAGAGAUGGGCCCUUUUGAGGCGCUUAUGGACUUCCUGCGGAGCGAGCGUGGGCCAAUCGCGGUGGCGUCGCUGGUUAUGGCGCUGGGCCUCAUAGUUAUGACGCGCUACCUGCUGCGCAUCGGCGGGGUAGUGUCUAAGCGUGCUAGCGCUGGCGCGGUCAGCGCCAAACCUAGCGCCCGGGCUACAGCCGCUGCUCCCUCGGCGCCCAAAGCUUCGGCAGCCACGAAGGCGGCCCCCAAAUCCGCCUCUGUACCGCACGAGGACGAGGACGACGUCAGCGGGAAGGCCACCCGCCGCUCUCGGCGAUAUGCAUGACCGGGCCGCAGGCAUGCACGCGCACGGGAUGUGAGGGGAGAAUGAAGUAUGGGACGUCUAGCAGAAGGGCUGUUGCAUACUCAGUGUGCUACCCUGUUUAAGUCGCCUCGAUGGCUCAAUGCAACAGGCGAUAAUGAGCGGAUGAGCACUUUGAGUUGGUCAUUCCAGGGCUGCAUCGGGAUCUGGUAGGGAGUGGAGACAGUGGACUCAAUGACUCAAUGUGAGGCACGCACACGGUGGUUGCCAUGGUCCACCGGACGUUGUUGUUGUUGGCGGGGCUCCGGGCACCAUUUUUUUGUUGCUGGGCGUUGUGAUGGGUGCCGCCCAUGUGCUUUGGACCGGGAGUACGGGCGUUGUCCAGCCAGUGGCUCAACCGAUGUGGCUGUCCAGAGCAGGCUUGGAAGGCAGACCACAGCCGCAGAGCUGGGGCUUGGAGUGGUUACGGCACACGGGGGUGUCUCUGAGCGUUUGCUGCGCGCUCACACUCCUUGACCUAGUCGUAUGAGGCUGGUGCUGUGUCUUGGAUUCGGAUAGAAUAGGGAUAGCCGAGGGCUCAGGCACGGUACACCUGUUUUGCAGGCAUGGCAACUAGAGGGUCGCUACGGCUGUUGCGCAUUCGUGUAACGGGAGGUAUGCAUCCAGCCAACCGGUGUUAGCCACGGCAGGCCACACGACAUGUGCAUGCGAGUAAGAGGUGUACGGCACGUGAUAUGUGGGUGUGCGUGGAUGUAGCAGUAUGACGUGUGAGCGGCUGCACAAGAACCCUGACGAACACAUGCCAAUAUGAGGAGGUCUGCGCUGCCUAUUGCGGCCGUUGCAGACAACACUGGCGACACGCACUGCGGCACUGUGAGCGUCGCAGGGGUUCUGUUGACAACCUUUCUA
Molecule: messenger RNA, 1326 nt
Organism: Chlamydomonas reinhardtii
Lineage: Eukaryota; Viridiplantae; Chlorophyta; Chlorophyceae; Chlamydomonadales; Chlamydomonadaceae
Exons: 1
Coding region: 130-441 (103 amino acids)
Source: RefSeq, a predicted model, not a curated record